AUUGUCACGGGUCACAUGACUUGCGUUUAUAGAUAUAUAGAUUUAACAGAGACAACAAACAUUCAGGACAAGAUGGAGGUAGUCUCGCGGUGCAUUUGUACUUUGUUUCUGGUCCUGUCUCUUGUUUGUGAGUCUGUAACAGGUAAAUACUGCUACAACUCCUACUCCAGCAAUCGAUAUUACUGCGGAGAUGACUAUGAGUGCUGCAACAUUGAUGAAUGCUGUUACACUUACUACGUGUAUCAACUAUGGUGGUUUUGGUUUAUCUGGUUUAUAAUCUUCUCUCUGAUUGCUUGUUGCAUCAUUGCAAUGCGCAGGCGUAGAAAUCGUUUACAGUACAUACGGGUAGCUCAGCCAGCUUAUGGAGCAACAACAGCGCACCCCGCACCAGCCGGUGCCUACCAGUACCCGCACCAUGCACCAAGUGCCCCGGUCAGUCCGCCCCAAUAUACACAACCACAGAAACCACCGCCUUACCAAUAGUGGAAUCCAAAGCAUAUAUGGAUCACGGGCCCGUUGUUAGAGAGUCUAUUUGUCACAAUUUACGACCAUGAUUACUUUCCAUAUAUUUUGUUUUACGUUUAUGAUAUUACUAAUUUAUUGUCAGAGUUGCUUUUCAUAGUUUAAAGUUCACUCAACUGGUUUUACUGGGCGGGUUUUAGGAAUUUAGUCUGAGUGUAGCAAUUGGAGAGAGCGGACGUUUCCAACCAACUCCUUCAUUUCAUAUACAUGUAAAGCAUUUCUACAUGUAAUAUAACUGAACAGGGUCGAACUAUUCUGGAUCCUUUUUGUGACAUGUAUUUGAAGUGUAUGGAAAAGUUGGAAAUCUUCGUGUCAAUUAACACCUGAAUAAAAGCCUUGUAAACUUACUGAACGUUUUUUUGAGCCGUAAAGCCACCCGGCGACACUAUUAUUUUCCGUUGAAUUGAUUUACAUGACGGUCAGCUCCACAAUCAUCAUUUGUAGCAAAUUUCCAAAAUCAAGUACUAAUAAUGUCAGUGUCAAUACGUGUACUAUGCUACAGUUUACUUGUUCUUAACUUUCUCAAAAUUUUAAUUACUUGACGAUUUAAGGCUUAAUAUAUCAAAGGAGAAUUGUGUUGGACACACGUGUAGGAUUGUAAAGAAAUGGUUGUUUGUGCUUGCUGACAUGGUGAUUUGAAAAAAAGUAGUGUUUUUUUAACACUAGUUUGAAAAAUAAAAUGCUCUGAUAUGUCAAUGUUAUUUUUUGUUAUAUUUUGUAAUAAAACCAUUAUCUAUUUUUCGGACACUGUCAUAGUUUGUUAUGUAUGUUUAGAUGUAUUUGUUUGAAUAUUGUACUCGUUUAUGCUCGUAUAGUUACAAUGAAUAGAUCAUAUCAAACAGUG
This is a messenger RNA of Magallana angulata, 1366 nucleotides long. Its product is annotated as WW domain binding protein 1-like. The transcript has 5 exons. The record is from RefSeq and is a predicted model, not a curated record. NCBI's taxonomy places the organism in Eukaryota, Metazoa, Mollusca, Bivalvia, Ostreida, Ostreidae. Gene Ontology annotation, cellular component: cytoplasmic vesicle membrane. The coding region runs from base 16 to 483 and encodes 155 amino acids.